CCAUAGAAACAGUUAACAUUUUUAGACUUGCACAUCGACGUGCCUACGUAUUUUUUACUAAUAUUGAAAACGAAUUUAAAUGGAAGAUUUAUCAGAUUACUCUUCGGAAAUCAUUGAAUUUUUGCCAACUCAGCAAUUGGAAAAACAAAGAAAAGUGAUCGAAGCAUGUGUAAGCACUGACCCAGAGCCAUCAAGUCAGAAUAAAUCCGUGGAGACUUCACGUCAUGCGGAAACCGGCACACAAACCGAACUCUUCACCACCCAGGAGUGUCAUAUUGACGAGAGAAAACUUGCCGAUUGGCUACGAAAGAUAUGCCCUGCUGUUGAAGAGCAGCUCCUCAAAGGACCAACUCCGCUAAAUGUUACUUACGAUAGCCCCAGCUCCUGGGCCGACCAAUUUAAAAUACAAACAUAUCAAAAGAUCAGCCUGAGUGGAUUGGAAAACUCACAGGGUAUCGCUGCAUGGUUAUCGGUACAUACCAACAAUUCACCCAUGUUGGUAGUAAGCACCCAGGCGCCACACGACGACUGGUGCGACCAUCUGCAACAAACGCUCCAGCUAUUCGUACCAAAACGUAUGCAGACCGGAAAUUUAGUUAUCUAUACUCAAGUGAAAAGUGUGCUGCUAAAAGCCUGUCUAAGCAGCCUCAGUACGAAUAGCUAUAACAAGAGUAUAUUUGCUGGUUCCACCAUGGAUGGCAACAUACUUCUAUGGCUAUGCCGAUCGGGUAGUCGGGCUGGUGGUGGCAACAUGAGCGUCAGCACCGCAGGCACACAUGAACUUGAAGAACUUUGCUGUGCAAUAUCACCUCAGGGUUGUGCUGUGGAGUUGGACUGGUUAAGUGAAAAUCGAUUGCUCAGUUUUCAUGCAAAUGGUGCGAUAAUCUGUUGGGCGGUGGGCGAAGAAUUGCUUUUGGAAAAUGAUUUCCUACUGAAACCCCAAGUCAACACCACCAAUGAAAUCACAGCAGCCGUUUGCUUGAGUUCGAAUACUUUCGCGGUUGGGCUCAAAGAUGGAUCCAUAUUUUUGUGCACGAUAACCAGCUUUAGUGCAAUGCGAAAACAAAUGGAAAUUAUAGCAUUGAAAAAGCAUUUAUUCAUGAUCUCAACAUUGCUAAAAACUUUUAUGAAUGGCCGCCAGACAAUAAUAAGUUGUGAUCUAAGUGGACAAGUUUAUUGCCACAGCAUAACAAAUACGGAAGAGGACGCCCAGGAUGUCAUACAAAUACCCUUACCGUUCAAAAACGCUAUCGCCUGCUCUAAAGAUGGAAAUGUUAUCUAUUGCCCUGGAACUGAUGGCUGUUUGGAGUGUUAUAACAUACGCGAUGGUGCUCACACUAUUAUACAAGGUGACUUGAGAGGCAAAGGAAAUUUCAUCGCAUCCAGCGAUAACGGAAACUGGAUUAUUACUGGCCCCUAUCAAAAUGAUUUUCAAUUGUUUUACGUGGAGAUCUGAAAAAGCGAAUGAUUUUCAAAAAUAUAUAUGAAAAUAAUAUAUUUUGUGUUCGAAAUAAGAGCACAAGAACUCUAUGGAACUCUAUAAGAACUAUGCUUUAAUCGAAGAUAAACGUGAAUACAUUCAUACUAUGCGUGAAAAAACAAUGAAAACAAACAAAAUAAUUUAUAUUAAAUGAAAUUUAUUUUAUAUGACUUUACUAUAUACAUAUGUGUUUAAUUAUAUGCUCUGUUUAUCAAACUUAUGCACAAAUAUUUUUAUUUUUAUUUUUAUUUUUUUUUUUUUUUGUUUUUUGAUACCUUAUUGCAUAAAUUUCCAAGACUCCACAAUACAAAAUUAAAGAU
Messenger RNA from Anastrepha obliqua, 1800 nucleotides. RefSeq lists its product as uncharacterized. Gene Ontology annotation, molecular function: protein binding. The coding region runs from base 80 to 1456 and encodes 458 amino acids. Lineage: Eukaryota; Metazoa; Arthropoda; Insecta; Diptera; Tephritidae. The transcript is spliced from 5 exons. The record is from RefSeq and is a predicted model, not a curated record.